AUGAAUCCAUUCCUGUUCCUAUUUCCGUUCCUGUUUUUGGCUCACGAAUCGGUUUCUCAACAAACGUAUUCCGGAAACCACAUUCUGGAAUGUAACAAUUCCAACACAACAGAACUAACCUCGGAAUUCCUCUACACUUGCAACGGAAUCCAAUCGUGUUCCAGCUUCUUAAUCUUCAGAACUCAACCUCUUUACAACAAAGUUUUCACCAUUUCCAAGCUAAUGUCAACCGACCCCACAAAUGUCGCCCGAAUCAACGGAAUCACUGAUUCCGCUGAAAACUUGCCGCUAAAUAAAGAGCUAAUCAUUCCGGUUACAUGUUCUUGUUCUGGUAAGUACUAUCGAGCUAACACAUCUUUUGUUAUUCCGAUUAACACCAACUAUUUCACUAUCGCAAAUUUCACAUUCCAAGGUUUAACCACAUGCGAUUCCCUCCAAAAAAACAAUAUUUAUAAAGAAAAUGAUUUACAAGUUGGUGGCAAGAUUCGUGUCCCACUUAGAUGUGCGUGUCCUACCGUUAAUCAAACCAUGUCGGGAAUCAGGUUUCUGUUGACUUACUUGAUUACUUGGGAAGAUUCAAUCAAGAAAAUUAGUAAACGGUUUGAUGUGAAAUUUCAAGAUUUAGUUUUGGAAAACGGGUUUUCUUCUGUUAAAGAUUUGAUUUUUCCGUUUACUACCCUUCUUGUUCCACUCUCUACUGAACCUUUAAGUUCUCAAACAAGAACACCCAACCGGAAUCGGAAUCAGAAUCAGAAUCGGAAUCCGAAGUUGUCAAAGAAAGGAAUCAUAAUAGGGACAAUAUCAGGUGGUUUCUUGGCGAUUCUUAGUGGUGUUUUUGUGAUAUGUUUAGUAUCGAAAAGGAAAAGAGCGAAUAAGGGUAAAAUCGUAAAAUGGGAGUUGCCUAAAGAUAUCCAACUUGGUAUUGCUAGUGUUGAUCAAGUUCUCAAAAUCUACAAAUUUGAAGAAUUAGACGAGGCGACGGACGGAUUUACCCUCGAAAAGAGAUUAAGUGCUUCGGUUUAUAAAGGAAGUAUAAAGGGUAGAAAAGUCGCGAUCAAACAAACGGGGACACACGCGAAUAAAGAGGUGAAAAUUCUCCAAAAAAUUAAUCAUUUCAAUCUUAUUGGUCUUUAUGGAGUUUGUGAACACGAUAAAUCUUGUUAUCUUGUUUACGAAUUCAUGGAAAACGGUUCUUUAAAUGAAUGGCUUCAAGAUUUGAGAUGUCAAGAAAGUCAAACAUGGAAUAAUCGUCUUCGUAUUGCUUUAGAUGUUGCUAAAGGUCUUCAAUAUCUACAUAAUUUCGUGAAUCCAACAUACGUUCAUAAAGAUAUAAACACUAGCAAUAUUCUAUUAACUAAGGAUCUACGAGCCAAGAUUUCAAAAUUUGGUCUUGCAAAAUCAAUAGAGAAGGGCAAAAACGUAAAUUCAUCCGUAAAAUGUCGGUUUGAGUCGAAGGGGUACCUCGCACCGGAGUAUUUAGAGGCAGGAUUUGUGACAACGAAGACCGAUGUGUAUGCAUUUGGAGUUGUUUUGUUGGAACUGAUAACGGGAAAAAAAGCAGUGUAUGAGAAUGAUGAUGAUGGGGGACAAGUGAUGUUGUGUGAAGAAGUUAUUUCGAUUAUGGGUGAUGGAAAUAAUGCAAAAAGUACGGUUAAUUACAUUAUUGACCCUCGGUUGAAAGCUAGACAUUCCCUCGGGUUUGUUAUAGAUCAAGAUGAACUUGCACUGCGUUUGGUGAAACUGAGUAUUGGUUGUUUGGAAAGUGAACCAUCGAAAAGAUUAAGUAUGAAUGAGAUUGUUUCUACUCUUAUGAUCAUUCAUAUGGAUGCACAAAGCUCGGAUACCUUGUUUUUGGUGUAG
Lactuca saligna is the source of this 1860-nucleotide messenger RNA. The record is from the annotation of a GenBank genome assembly. Lineage: Eukaryota; Viridiplantae; Streptophyta; Magnoliopsida; Asterales; Asteraceae.